CGGAAUAUUAUGUUAUAUCGUUACAUACGAUCGUAUAGGCUUAUAAGAGUAAUUGAAAGUAUCAUUAAUUUAAAGUGAGAUGAGCGGGCAAAGCAAAGGAAAAGAAAACAAAACAAAACUUGAUUUAUUAAAAAAAAUAAACAAGCGAUUCAUAAAUAUUCAGAUAUCAGUCAAUAUAAAAUUUUUUUUACAAAAAAUUGUUUUGUUUAUCGAAUAUGGGAGUUUGGCGUUUGGUUUACGGAAUAAUAAACAACCUGAUCGUAUGCUUUAACAUGCAAGCAUUAUGCAGCUAUCUAUAGUGGCUAGCUAUUCGUCGAUAUAAACUGGCCAAGCUUUGUGACGGUCAAAAUUUGUGUUGUGUCUCGUGAGUACGAUCAACGGCGGCAACAACAACAACAAUAACAACUAGUAGAGCUUAAAAAAAGCCAGUGCUACCGGUGGCUGACGAGACUCGCAAAGUGUGUAUAAUUUUCAAUAUUGCUUCAAACUGCCACCGAUUCGUGGUCAAUUUAGUUGGCUUGCAGCCAUUAACACGAUCGGUUCGCAGGCAAAUAAAACAAAAACAUUAACUAAAAAUAAAAAAACUCGCUCUAACAUAUGAAAAGUUUUUUUUUGUUUCACAAUUAAACAAAAGCUGGUGUUUUCAACUCGAAAGACGAAGAAAAGUAAAAAAAGCAUAUAAGAAUAAUAAGAAAGCGAAAGUGUUUUUAUUACAAACGAAGAGAAAAGAACGGGAUUUAAAAAAAAAAAAAAAACCCAGACAACUGUUCAGCAGAAUGCCUCCUCAGUCACAUUCACGUGUGCUAUUUUAUAUAUUUUGUGUGGCCUCGUUACUGGCCGUAGCUAACUCCAACUCCGAGAGUGGAAAAUUCGUAGCUUUCAAUGACGUCAGUGCACCUGAGGAGGAUUUAGCUUAUGAAGCCGCCCAACAGUUGGGACAGUUAAUACAUCGCUUAAAUCAACUGAAUUUUGAAGAGCAAUCACGUCAAAUGCAGUUGCCCAACAUAACCAUCAAUAGUUUGCUAAAUCGUAUACCGUGUUCCUGCAACAAAGGCAUUUGCAAAUGCUGUGCAGGCUUAUUGUCUGUAAUCGGAAUGAAUUCUUGUACUGAAGUGGUUUAUCGACCGGAGGAGUUUUCCUUCGAGUUGAAAAUGCGUGUAAACGACAAUGUUUGGUUUCGUCGUAAAAUCUCUGGUCAAAAUCCGCCACCCGUUUGCUUUCGCCCGCCACGCUUCGGUUUUGUUCGUGCCUGUAUGCAGUUUCAUGAUAUCUGGUUUUCCGGCCGCAAUAUGCACGUAUGCAUGCAUAUGUCGGCCGCAUUUCAAGGCUACGAACUGUUUGAAAGAAAUUUCGAUUGUCUAAAGUUUGGCGAUGAAGGCGUUAAAGUAGUUAAAGCCGAAGAAGGAUUCCCGAUACGCCCGGGCGAUGUAGAAAUUGAUGAUUCUUACGAGGAAAUUGAAGAAUAUGAUGAAAAUGUUGUAAGAAAAAAACGAAAAGUCGUAAAGCGGAAGAAUGGAAAACUUUAA
This is a messenger RNA of Glossina fuscipes, 1526 nucleotides long. RefSeq lists its product as uncharacterized. The coding region runs from base 777 to 1526 and encodes 249 amino acids. NCBI's taxonomy places the organism in Eukaryota, Metazoa, Arthropoda, Insecta, Diptera, Glossinidae. The transcript has 4 exons. The record is from RefSeq and is a predicted model, not a curated record.